CUGAUCUGCGUUUCAAAGACUUUUGAAAAAUGGUGCUCAGUAUCACGAAUCAAUCACAGACAAAAGUCAAGUUUUAAACAUCGAAAGCUGGAAAUACUUAGUACAUCCAAACGUGUUUUUAUGCAACUGUUUUUUUCGCCCAUGGGAGAAUCCUUCAAAUGGAGAUUUAUUGUUUACUGAAGGUGCAGUUGACGAACACUUCUGAAGGCGUCAAGAUCAAAGCAUGGCUGUUAAUACCAAAGCCCUCUUCUCCAAUUUCAACCUUCUCCAACGUGGCACUAGGCAAAUUUGGAGUCUCUCUGCCUCCAAACAAAGACAACAAGAAGCUUUUAAGCAUCGCUUGAUCCAAUAUAGGCCAGCUUCAAGUGAAGCCUCGCCAAAAUGGAGACGCGAAAAGGUGACCAUGACAUCUAGCGAGGCCUUUGUAGAGACCUUGGUCUCUCAUGGGACUAAGAAUGUGUUUGGGAUUGUUGGCAGUGCAUUCAUGGAUGCCUUGGACAUCUUUGAGCCUGCUGGGAUCCGAUUCAUCUCGGUUCAGCACGAGCAAAACGCCGUCCACAUGGCUGAUGGCUAUUCCAGGGCCUUGAAUCGACCUGGCGUGUGCAUUGCCCAAAAUGGGCCUGGAAUCACGAAUUUUGUUACUGGAGUGGCUGCUGCGUAUUGGGCACAUUCUCCGGUUGUCGUGAUUACCCCUGAAACUGGCUCCCUCACCAACGGCUUGGGUGGUUUUCAGGAAACCAAUCAGCUUCCAAUCUUCUCCCAAAUCACCAAAUAUCAAGCUCAUGUGUGUUCACCCAAUCGCAUGGCGGAAUUCACGGAUCGAUGCUUCAACUACGCCAUGUUGGAACGUGGACCCGUGCAAUUGAAUAUUCCCAGGGACAUGUUCUACGGCGACGUUUCCGCCAAAAUAUCCGAACCCUUGGUAGUGGAAAGAUCGGCAGGAGGUCCACUGGAUCUCAAGCGAGCUGCCAAACUCCUCUCAGAGGCCAAAAAUCCGGUUUUGGUUGCGGGUGGUGGUGUGGUGAUGGCAGAUGGGGUGCUCGAGACUGUCGAAUUGGCAGAAAAAAUGCAAGUUCCCGUAUGCACAACGUAUUUGCAUAAUGAUGCGUUUCCAUGUGAUCAUCCACUUUGGAUGGGACCCUUAGGAUAUCAGGGUUCUAAAGCCGCCAUGGAGAUCAUUUCCGAGGCCGACGUGGUUUUGGCCUUGGGAACUCGACUCGGUCCGUUUGGCAGCUUACCUCAAUACGACUUCGAUUACUGGCCCAAAAAUGCGAAAAUUAUUCAGAUUGACAUUGCGCCCAGACGAUUGGGACUCACCAAAGACAUCGAUGUUGGGAUCUGUGGCGAUGCCAAAUUGGCGUGCAGAGCCUUACUCUCCGAAAUUCAAGACCGAGCAGCCUGUUUAAAGACUUCUACUGAGCGAGUGGAAAAGGCCAGGACAAUCCGCCAAAAUUGGGAAGAUGAACUCUCCAAAUUGUCCGAGCGUGGUUCAGAUGAGACCAUGAGUCCUCGAUCUGCUCUGAGACAUCUGGAACAAGCCUUACCAAAGGACGCCAUGGUUGCCACCGACAUUGGGAAUAUUUGCUCUGUGGCCAACAGCUAUCUCCGCUUCUCUGAACCCAAGAGCUUCUUUGGCGCCAUGAGUUUCGGGAACUGCGGCUACGCUUUUCCAGCCGUCAUGGGAGGCAAGUUGGCAUGCCCUGCCCGACCGGCCAUCGCUUACGUGGGCGACGGGGCGUGGGGCAUGAGCCUGAAUGAGAUGUUGACCUGUGUAAGGGAGAACAUUCCCGCCAUUGCGGUGGUGUUCAACAACGAACAAUGGGGUGCCGAGAAGAAGAAUCAGGUCGACUUUUACUCUGACCGCUUUGUUGGGACCAACCUCAAAAACCCGAGCUUUGCGGAAAUCAGUAAAUCCAUGGGGGCUCAAGGUGUGAGUGUGACCAAGCCAGAGGAAAUUAAGCCAGCCCUUGACACUCUCAUUGCGAGUGGAAAGCCCGGUGUUCUUGAAAUUGCCGUGUCCAAGGUACUGGCCGAUCCAUUUCGGAGAGAUGCCCUCAAAAUCCCCGUGCGCCACUUGGAAAAGUACAAGAAAUUUGUUUAAACUAAGCAACCACCCAAGAUGACUUUUAAAUAUGUACCCAAUGCUCUUUUGGCUGUGUUUAGGCUUUAAGGACUCGUGUGAAUUUACAAUAAACAGAUGUAUCCAUUGACAAUUUAAA
Tigriopus californicus is the source of this 2219-nucleotide messenger RNA. Its product is annotated as sulfoacetaldehyde acetyltransferase-like. Lineage: Eukaryota; Metazoa; Arthropoda; Copepoda; Harpacticoida; Harpacticidae. Gene Ontology annotation, cellular component: cytoplasm; acetolactate synthase complex. The transcript has 9 exons. Gene Ontology annotation, biological process: taurine catabolic process; L-valine biosynthetic process. The coding region runs from base 224 to 2101 and encodes 625 amino acids. The record is from RefSeq and is a predicted model, not a curated record. Gene Ontology annotation, molecular function: magnesium ion binding; sulfoacetaldehyde acetyltransferase activity; acetolactate synthase activity.